AUGGUUUGUAAAAUUACUAUAAAAAGUAGAAAUAUAGAGAAAUUGAUUUAUAAUAAUAUUAUUGAAAUAAAUAAAAUGGAAUAUAUAUUCAAGUCUUAUAAGCAUAAGCAUUUAAUGCUGCUAAAAGAAAAAUGGGGAAAUGAAAUAAGUAAGUAUUUAUUAUAUUCCUUAAAUAAUGUUGAUACAAGGGUCGGAACAAAACAAAAUAAUAAAAAUAUAGAACCUGAUUUAUAUAUAAUAGAAAAUAAGGACAAUUUGAAUGACCCUAUUUAUGAAUUAAAUUAUUCUAAUAUAUUUAACAUGAUACAAUAUUCAUCAAUAUGUAUAAGUAUUUUUGUAAAUAAUAAUAAAAAUGAAACAAAGGAUAACAUUGUUGGGAUAAUUUCGAUAGAUCAUGAUUUGCUACCAGAUUUUGAAAAUGAAGAAAGCAAAUCUUAUUUGGGUGAUAAUAAAUUAGAGAAUACUAACUAUUUUGAUAAUGAAUUAAGUUUAGAUGAUUUUUAUUAUUCUUUAUCCUUAUACAUAAAAAAAUAUAAUAUUGUGUCUAACUUGAAUAGUAAUAAUACAUUAAUUAUAAAUUUGGUAAUAACAGAUAAUACAAAUUAUUAUGAUGAUUUAUUUUUUUAUUUAUUUAAUGAAUUUGAAGAUAUAUUUUUUAUUUUAAUUUUUUUGAAAACUGAAAAUAAUAUUGAAAAAAUGGAUAUAUCAAAAAAGGGAAUAAUAAUUGAUUUGGAUAAUUUGAAUUAUGACAAUGUAAAAACGAAAUCCAAUUUAAAAUAUAAUAAAAUAUUUAUAAUAAAUAAAAAUAUGUUUGUUAAUAAAAUAUAUAUUAGACCUACAACUAGUUCCGAUAUAUAUGAUUUACAUGAAUUGUUCAAAAAAUAUUUAUAUCAACCUGAAAAAGAAUCUAACAAAUAUUUAGUAUAUGAUAUAAUUGAAAACAAAACAGAAAAUGAUAUACUAAUCAGUAUUUUAAAUAGUAGAGAAAAAAUUGUAGGAUUUGUUUGGUUAAAAAAAAAUAUAGACAUUAAUAUUCUUGUUAAUUUAUAUAAUCUCAAAAAGUAUAAUUAUUUAAUUAAGCAAGACUUGUUUUCUUUGAUAUCCUCUUACCUCAUGCCUUAUAAAGAUGGAGAUAAACUUUUAAACAGAAUGAAAAAAAAAUAUUUAUUUGUAGAAUUUAAGCAGUAUAUAUUAAAGAGUAUAAAAAUAGAAUCUGUUGAAGAUUUAGAAAAAAAAUAUGAAAUUGAUAAUAAAAUUAUUUAUGAUUAUUUAAGUGAGCAUUUAAUUAAAGAUGUAGAUUCAUAUUUCGAAUAUUUUAAAAAUAAAAAUUUAAACAUAAGUAAUACCAUAAAAAAUAUAUAUAACAAAAUGCAGUAUGACUACGAAAAUAUAAAGAGUGAUGGUGAAGGAGGUUCUAUCAAUUUUUUUCAGCUGAACAAGUUAAUCAACUUGUAUGCCCAUAUAAGUUUUGCUGACAUUUCCAAAGUUAGCAAAACCUUUUAUGAUAAUUUUGAAAAAAUAGAGAUACUAUAUUUUAAUUUUAACAAUGAUAAGACAUAUAAAAAAAUAUAUGAAAAUAUAAAAAAGAAAAAAGAGGGACUAAAAUGUGAUGACUUAUCUGAGAAUAAUACAAGCAAAAUGAACAUUAUAAAGUUAAACUAUGAUAGUAGUGCUAGAAAAACAGAAAGUGAAUUCACAAAAGUUGUAAAUUUGUCAUAUUAUGAUAUAUUUCUUUUGUUGCAAAAUAUUUAUCCGGACAUUUUCAAAACGAAUGAAAUAAUACUGUUAUUUUUAUUUUUGGAUUUAUAUGAAAUAAUUUUAGUUACUGAAUCGACAAUAUUUGAUUGUGUUUCUUUCAAGACAUAUUUAGAUGAACUGAUAAAUAUAAACAAAAAUUAUUUUAUAUACAAAUAUAAGCAUAUAGACUGGUUAUCGAAUUUAUGUGACAGUGAAAAAAAUGCCUAUUCCCUAAAUUUGUUCGUUUUAAAUGAUAAGUAUUACAGUAAUUCAAAGGAUAUUUUGCUAAAGAUUGAGAAGAUAUUUUUUAAAGAAGUUGAUUAUAUAAUUGCUACAAACAAUGAGCGAGGAUAUAUUCCUUUCAUUUUGAAUUAUUUUAAUCGGAUUAAGAAGAAAAAAAAAGCAAAUACUUUAGAGUCAUUAUAUAUACUAAAUAAAUAUACUUUAUUUUUACCACCAUCAACAGAUUAUAUGAAAAUAAGUGAUAUAAAGGAUGUUCAAGAUUUUCUUAAAAGUUGUGACUUUGAUAAGAAGAAUGAAAUAUUUCACACAAUUUUAUCUCUAAAAGAGUAUUGCAAAAGUAAAUUGGAUACUGAUAAAAAUAUCUAUUCAUCAGACGAACAUAUUUGGGAGCUAAAUUUUUAUCGAGAGCAAAAUUAUUACAUAUUUGUGAGUCGGUCUGGAAACAACAUAAUUAAUGUGACAUCAGGACGUAUAUUGAAUAAUCUCGAUUUUUAUUAUAAAAAUAAAAUUUAUGACUUUAAAAAUAUUAUAGUACAAAAUGAAAAUAAAAAUACAAAGCAUUUUCUUAUGUCUUUUUUUUCCUCAAUCAUAAUUUUCAAAUAUUAUGACAAAGCCGUUAUUCACAACAUUUUACGACUAACGAAGGCGUGCUCGUGCCACGUCGAAAUGGACGACAACAAAUUUCGAGACGUAUAUAAGCACUUUAAAAUAUUGAGAAAAAAAAACAACAAAAUAAGCAUACUUAAAAAAAAAAACAUUUGUGAUAGUACAAAAUGUAUGGAAGUAAAUAAAGAAGGAGGAAAUAAAAAUAAGUACCUAAUUAUAACAAAACAAAUGUGCUCAAAAAAAAGUGUAAAUAUAGAUAAUAAUUUAGUUUUUUGGGGGUUGAAUGAUUUAUGUUUAUGUAUAUUAUAUAAAAUUCUUAAAAAUAAUGAAUACCUUUUUAAUAAUAUUAUUUUAAUAAUUAGAUAUAAAAAUAAAUAUUUAUGUAAAAAUGUAAUUGAUAAAUAUAAUAAUAUAAAAAAUAUAAGUCUUGAUCGAUUAACUAUUUAUAAUAAAUUAAAAAAUAUUAUGACUAAUGAUAGGAUCAAAAUAAUUUAUGAUAAUGUUUAUAGUAUUGAUAGAGAGAAUAAAAAACUUGAAUUAUCUCAAAAGAAAUGGAUAUAUUAUGAUUACCUAUUUUUAUGUUUUGACAAGGAAGAUAUAACAACCUAUUCCUUUGAUAUAGAUAGUUAUCAAAUUGGGAAGAAAAAAAAUUUUAACUUUUUAGAGCAAUCUCAUCAUUUACAUGAUAAAAACGGGAAGCUCGACUUUUUGGUCAAGGCCAAGGACUAUGAAAAAUAUGAAGAUGAGGAAAAUCGAGAAAGUGAUGAAACUAAUGAAUGUUUAGACAGAGACAAAGAUGGACAAGAAGAAAUAAACAACGGUGUGAAAAAAUAUAGAAAAAAAAAAAAUGAAAAAGGAUAUAAAAAUUAUAGAGAUAAUGGUGAUGAAUUAGAUAAUGAAAAAGAAAAGGAAAAUUAUACAUCCUCUGAAAGUUCUGAUAUAUAUGAUGAUCGAACUGAGCAGAAAAAUAAAAUAUUUCAAACCACUGAAAAUGGAGAAAAAAACAAUGAAAUUAGUAAAACUCAAAGGGGAAAAAAUUCUGAUAAAUAUAAAGGAAACGAUCCUGAAAUGGUUGUAAAAAAUGAAGGGGAAAAGGACUGUUCUAUACAGGAUUAUACAAACUAUUCAACCCCACCAUCAAGUUGUUUCGAUACUAGUGAGGAAAGCAGUGACAGUGUUAAAGAUAUAUCAACUAAUGGGAAACAAACAAAAAAUUUAGAACAAGAAAAUGGUGAAAUAAAGAAAGAAGAAGAAAAAAAAAAAAAAUCAAAAAAAAAUAAACGUUCGAUUAAUGGAGUAUUUAGUAUUAGUGAUCCUAUGAUUGAAAAACAUUUUGAUGAAAAAAGUGAAUAUAUGAAAAUUGUAAAAAAUUGUGUUAAUUAUAUUGUUAUAUAUAGUAACAAUUUAGAUAUUUUAAGUAUGGUUAAUUUUUUUUUAAAAAAUAAGAUAAGCACAUAUAAGCUAAUUAUUAUCUGUCCAUAUAGCUGUAAUAAAUGUGAUAGAGAAAUGAAAAGAGACAAUAAACAAAAUGACGGAGGAAAUAUAAAAGAUUAUAUUUUCAAAGAACGAGGAUAUUAUAAAAAUAAAGAACAUUUAAAAAAUAAUUAUAUAUUUUUAAAUAAUACAAAUUAUAGUAAUAAUUAUUAUCAUAAAAAUUAUGUAUUAAAAAAUAUAAAAUAUGUAUUAAAUAAAAUAUUCUUUUUAUUUCAUCUUUUAAAAAUACGAAUAAUUUAUGGAAAAAUUAUUGCAAUUAAAAAAAAUAAAGACAACAAACUAAAGAAUAUUAUUGUCCAUUUUUGUAAACAUAAAAAAACCGAUCAAUCAUUUAUUAAUUCAAAAAAUGAGCUUUUAAAAAAUGUUAUAUUACUACCAUGUCAAAUACUUUUAUCUUCCUACAACUUUGAUAUGAACAAUCAUGUUAAUUAUAUUCUUAGAAAGUCAUCAAUAGUUUAUAAUAAAAAAAUAUGUCUUAAUCAUAAUUUUCAGACUAAUGACAAAUUCAUUUUCAGUGGUGGCGAUCUGUGUGCAUUUUCAAACAAAUACAGGAUUAGCAAAAACAGUGAAUUAAAUCAUGAAUAUUACAAUAGUGUUGAAAUUGGAAAGUUGGCUAGUAGACAAAUUUUAAAAAUAGUUAUAGACAAAUAUAGAAUACCCUAUAAUGUACUUAAAUUGAAAAAUAAAAACAAACAAAUAGAGAAAUAUGAAAAAAAUGGUAGUAAAACACAAGAGAAAAACAUAUUGGAGACCGAUAAACCAUUUAUGGAAAAAAUACAAGACAAAGAAAAUGAAUGUGACGAUAUUUUUUACCAUUAUAAAAAAUUAAAAGUUUUUGAAAAGCCAUUUGUUUAUUUUAAUAAACUUCCUUGUGAUUUUUAUUUUUAUUACUUUCAAGCUUCAAAUGGUGAUUUAUGUAAAUAUAAUAAUUGGCUAGCACCACAAACUGGUGAAGAAAAUAUCAAGCCAAAUAAUAAUGACAAAAAUGAUAAUUCUGAAGAAAUAAAAAAAAUAUAUAAUAAUGCAUUUUGUACUGAUACCUUAAAAAUAAGUAUAAAAAAUGAACCAGAAUUAAAUGAAAAAUUUAAUGUAAAAUAUUUUGAUAUAUCAAAAAAUAUACAAGCUCAAGGGUACUAUUGCCGAAUUACAACAAACUCACUAAACAUGAUAAAUUCGUUUACUUAUUUGGGACGAGAAAAACUAAACUUUUAUAAUUUGAGUAAUCUUUGCAAUUUGUCUAUAAAUUAUUUUUAUACUAUUGUUAAAAAAAUAAAAAAUUGUACUUCCCCCAAUUAUGAUAUACUUAGCAUGAUGAACGAAGAGAGGGAGCAAUUUAUUUUUUAUUACAAAUUUCAAGAAUAUAAAACUAAACUAAAAGAAAAAAUAAUUAACACUCCACAUAUGAAAAAGUCUAUAGAACUGUUGAUCAAGGAUAUCUAUGACAAAGAUUUAUUGAAGAAUUAUUUCGAAGGUGAAAAUAUAAAUGCAGAAAAUAAUGAUGUGUGUAAACAUAUUAAGCAAAAUGUUCAAAUACAUUUAACAGAUUAUAUAAAAAGAAAUAGAGAUUUAUUAAAUGGUUAUUACAUACCUACAUGUGAUUAUUGGCAUGCCCAAUGCUCCCCCAAAAAUAACUAA
Messenger RNA from Plasmodium vinckei vinckei, 5715 nucleotides. RefSeq names its product conserved Plasmodium protein, unknown function. The transcript has 14 exons. The record is from RefSeq and is a predicted model, not a curated record. The coding region runs from base 1 to 5715 and encodes 1904 amino acids. NCBI's taxonomy places the organism in Eukaryota, Apicomplexa, Aconoidasida, Haemosporida, Plasmodiidae.